Parasteatoda tepidariorum (common house spider) is the source of this 4343-nucleotide messenger RNA. It is a transcript of the gene Wdr92, whose product is annotated as dynein axonemal assembly factor 10. Gene Ontology annotation, molecular function: protein binding. NCBI's taxonomy places the organism in Eukaryota, Metazoa, Arthropoda, Arachnida, Araneae, Theridiidae. The record is from RefSeq and is a predicted model, not a curated record.
UGACUGAGAUCAUUAAGUAAAUAAACACUGCGAAAAUUGAAAUUUUUGCGUUGUUUUAUUUUUAAGUUUUUGUUUCACUUUUUACACCGUAUACUAUGGAUAAACCUCAGAUAAUUUUACAUGCCAAUGUUCCUGUGAAUCAUACAAUAUUUGAUACUAAGUGGAUACCAAUUAGUACGAAAUUCAUUGCUCUUGGUACACAUCCUAAUGGGACGGGUUCAUUGCAAAUAUAUGAAAUUUCCAGCGGUAAAGUUCAGUUAGUUAGCGAUAUUACUAAACCAAAAGGGUUUAAGUGUGGGACCUUCGGGGCAUCUGGUCUUCAUCAGCGACAUUUAGGUACUGGAGAUUUUGAAGGCAAUUUACAAAUCUGGGACCUGGAUAAGAGUGAAGUUCCUAUUUAUUCCGUAAAAGCUCAUUCACAGAUAAUAAAUGCAAUUGAUGGUGUUGGAGGCUUAAAUAUUGGUGCUGGAGCUCCAGAAAUUGUCACAUGUAGUAGAGAUGGCAGUGUUAAAGUUUGGGAUCCACGUCAAAAAGAUUUACCUGUAGCAACAAUGGAACCAGAGGCAGGUCAUGACAAAAGAGAUUGCUGGACUGUUGCAUUUGGAAAUGCUUACAAUAAUGAAGAAAGAGUUAUUUGUGCUGGGUAUGAUAAUGGAGAUAUAAAAUUUUUUGAUUUAAAAAAUAUGUGCCUUCGUUGGGAGUACAAUUUGAAAAAUGGGGUAUGCUGUGUUGAAUUUGAUCGCAAAGAUAUUGGUAUGAAUAAAUUAGUUGCUACAACAUUGGAAUCAAAAUUUCAUUUGUUUGAUAUGCGAACAUACCAUACGAAGAAAGGAUAUUCUUCAUUGCUGAAAAAAGCUCAUAAAUCUACUGUUUGGCUUUGUCGUCAUCUACCCCAGAAUAGAGAUAUAUUUAUGACAACAGGAGGCUCAGGAUCUCUUUGUUUAUGGAAUUAUGAAUACCCAUCUAAGCGUUAUAAUGAAGAAGGACCGUCUAAAAUUGGUGUUACGGGAGAUGCCCAUUUACUCCAAGACAGUGUGAUAGCACCCCAACCAAUUUCAGGAUUUGAUUGGAACUCAGAUAAGCUGGGUCUUGCUGUGUGUAGCUCUUUUGAUCAAUCAUUGUAUGUUUUGAUAGUUACAAAACUUAACACUAUAUAAAACAGGCUUAUUAUUCCAAGCAUGCACUGCCAAUAUGCUUCUAUGCUGAACUGAAGAUCUAGUCAAUAGGAAGUAGAAACAGUAUUGGCUCAUUGAAAACUCGUUGUCUUUUGCACAAUUUUAUAGAGAAAAAUGUAUGUUUAAUUUUUCUAACGCCGUUUGCACUCAUUCAUUUUUUACUGACGUCAUUUGCACCUAUGCAUCAUUCAUUCUUUGUCAAGAUCUUUAAAUUUUUUUUUUUAUCAUUUACCAUAUCCUCACUUGUGUUCUGUUGUUGACUAAAUGCCUAAAAUGUUUUGGGUUUAAUUUGUAUAUUUUUGUUAAUUUUUCUUUUGUUUAGAAUGUCUGACAAUAUAAAUAGUUCUGCUUUUAUUUUAAUAUGUCAGUUACUUCUUAUUGAAAUUUAUAAUGUAAAAUGAGACUCUUUCAUUGUCACUUAUUGCCUUUAUAUGUUAUUUUAAAAAUAUGUAUUACAAUUAUUUGACUUUAGUAUAGUAGCUUGCUAAAAUUUCUAUUUUGCUAUCACUUAUCCUCAAAAAGUUACAUUUAUAGUCCUUAUUUUCAUAAUACUAAAAAAUUCUGUCCACGGGAGCAUAAUGUGUCUUCUCUAUUAUAAUGAUAAUAUAGUUGAGAUAUAAAUGUGACAAUAAGUUUUGAGUUAUCAAUCAUUAUGAAAACAUUUAACAAGCUAUUUUUAAACAACUGAUUCUGCUCAAAAAUUAGUUAGAGUCGUAUCAGAAAAGCUAUGAAUGGCUAAAUCAACUAAUCAAUAUUUAAUAAGUCAUUUUUCUUUAAUUUAGGAAAAAAAAGAUAAGUAUUAUUUAUUUUAAAGCAAGAUUUAAAGUUAUUUUUUAUUUUUGAAAAAUACAAAGAAAAAAUUCUUUUUCACUGCCUUACUUUAGUUUAUAGAUUUUGUCAGGUAAAGUGACAGUGCUGUGAGGGGGGGGGGACUAACAAAAUAAUAAGAUAUCCACUUUACCUUUUGCAGAUUUUUAAGUUAUGCUAUGUACAAGCUGGUUUGAUUAGAUCGAUGAAAGUUGACCCACUACAAAAUUUAUAAACUGCAAUCAAUUUGUGGUUGCCCCCUUUUUACAUGGUGGAUGCUACAAAGCAGGGGAUCAGAUGAUGUGAAGACCACCCCUUUGGUCAGCAGAGAGAAAGAUAAGGAUUGAUUGAUUUAUGAAGAAUUAGAAUGCAGAAAGCCUUAUCUUUAAAUUUGUUCUUGUGGAGUAUAACAUUUCUUUUCGUGUGAUAUCUAGUUUCAUUGAGGAGAAUCGAGCCUUCUUGUGUGCAGCCUUACUUUAAAAAUAUUUCUGGUUACGCAAUGCAAAUUUUUGUACUUUUUCUAUUGUUAGGUUUACUCAUUUUCAUGAUUUUCCUAGUUUAAAAAACCAUUUAACAAAAAAUAAUUUGAAUUAUUUUUCUUGAAUACUUUAUUCAGGAACCUUGCUAAAAGGUUCCCCAAUCGUACUUGUACCCAAAGUUGACGAAUCAUGGAAAAUACUGUAUCAUAUCCUUUAAAUUAGAAAAAUUUACUCGCUUGUAUACAAUUUUGCUGAAACCUUGUUACAGUAGUAUUUUAUAUUUAUUAUUUGUUUUCUGCUCAUCUCUUUUAUUUUGUUCUAUUACGAUGAGCAUUAUCAAAAGUUAUGUUUCUGUUUUGGAAUUAAUUUUCUUUGCACUACCGAGUAUUUCACAAGUUCCUUUCCACUUCUUUUUGAUAAAGUAAAUGCUUUUUUCCUUUAAUGCCUAUGAAAUUUUCUUCAUUUGGUUUCAAAUAUCUGUAAGCUUGUCAACAAACAUAAAUGAUAACAUUUUUAUGAGGUUUCUUAAAAACCAUUAAAAGCUAUUUUAUUUGUCAUUUUUGCUUUUAAUAUUCAUAUAUGUUUUAUUUCAUUUGGUUUUAUAUUCUCUUUGUGCGCAAUAUUGUAUGCGGAAUUUGGUCAUUCUUACUCAAGAUUAAUUAAUUGUAUGCUCUUCUUGGGUGGUAUGGUAUUUUUUAAGAGCUCAUCUUAACAUACUUGCCAGAAAUAAAAUAACAGAGAUUUUACUUGUGACGUUUUCAUGGGCUACAUGCACAGUUUUGAUACAUCAUGCAUAAUCAUGUAAGUCAAACAGAGAAAAUCAAAAUUGGAAAUAAUAUAAGCACUUACAUUUAUCGAAGUAAAAAAUAGGUAUAUAUAUCUUAAUCUAAAAAAGAUUUUUAAACCAUUAUUCAUAAUUACUAACAUAUAAACACUCUACAUCAAAAUAAUUUUCAUAAAUUCAUAUUUCGAACAUAAGUACCUGAUUUGGUUUUGGAAAUUUUUAUGAAGAAUCUGUUUAUAGGGGAGUUACUAGGGGAAAUUACUUUUCAUCAGAAAAUUCUGAGCAAAUUUUUAAAAAUAAUUUCUCUCUCACUCUGCAUUGCUAAGUGGAAUACAUUGGAUACCUGAUGUAACACCUGCUAUAUUUUUGAACUGUUUUUUUUUAUAAAGUUCAUUUUCUAGUUGCCAAACUGGUACCCACAAUAAAUGAUUAUGAAAAAAGAAAUACUUUUAUGUUUUGACGAUUGGUAAAAAUACAAUGCAAACAAACAAAGUUAUUGCCAAAUUCCCGCAGGUAAAUAACGAAGUUCGUUAUCGGAGAAAAAAAUUCACUGAAUAAACGACUUACAGCAGUAUUCUAACUAUACUGGUUUGGUCGGCACAGCCAUGUAAGAACUACAGUAGUGCAACAGUGCCAUCUGUUGAGAAAUAAGAUAAGUAUUUUUGUUAUUAGCGGAUAUUUAUCGCUAAUUUUUUUAUUUUUAAAUAGUCGUAAAAUACGGAAGUCUUCGUUAAAAAACAGGAGACUUGGCGGGUAUGUCUAGAGAGAAAUUUUGUGUAUUGAAGCUUAAACGAAUUCAUGUUAACUGACAUAACUUCAUUGUUAGUUCCAAAGUGAUAUAAGUCUCUUUAUGAUAAAAUAAAAUGAUCUUUCAAAACUUAUUAUGUCAUAAAAAGUUCCUAUCAAGUAUCAAUAUCACAAUUUAUUUUUCCUAAUUCUAGAAUAUAAUUAGUUCCUCUGUAAAUCGAUUGCUAUUUCAAUUAGUUUCCUUUUAAAAAUAUGCCUCCUGACUAUACUUGGAUAUUCAAGGCAAUCAUGUUGAAAAGUAACAUUCUUUGUACAUAUCAACUAGUAAUAAAAUCAUUUUUUAGUUUGUUU